Botrytis fragariae is the source of this 2076-nucleotide messenger RNA. Its product is annotated as putative multicopper oxidase protein. Bases 1 to 2076 code for a protein of 691 amino acids. Gene Ontology annotation, molecular function: copper ion binding; oxidoreductase activity. The record is from RefSeq and is a predicted model, not a curated record. The transcript is spliced from 4 exons. Lineage: Eukaryota; Fungi; Ascomycota; Leotiomycetes; Helotiales; Sclerotiniaceae.
AUGCGUCUUCACAUUCUUUUGGCCUUGUGCCUUUCAUUUUGCCAAAUUCAAGCAAUUCCUCUUUUCGGAUGGUCUUUUAAUCCAAUUGCCACUCUUCAAGCAGACCUUCUGAAAAUCAUCAAUCAAGUCGAGUGCUUAGCUUCCACAAAAGUUUCUAUAAUCCCAUCAAUCCUCACCAGUGGAAACACCAAUGCCGUUACAUCAAAUAAGUGUUCAACAACAAGCGGCAAAACUACCAGUGCCGCAGCUGUUCAAACUUCCCUCUCUUCUCUUCAAUCCGUAGCUUCAUCUAAAUGGAGUUCGCUUCAGAGCUUAUUGUCUACUACUACUUCGCUUCCUCCCAUCCUCACCAGUAGUCUCACUGUUACAACGGCUAAGCCUACGAGCACUUCGAGUGCCAAGUCAACAUCAACUACUGCAAAUACUGUGUCUUCGACUGCCCAAUCAUCUUCGAUCACUAGCAAAACUUCUCCAGUUUCCUCUUCAACAGCAUCCUUGACCAGCAAAACUUCAAGCUCAGCUGUAGCAUCAGGAACCCCAUGCGCAGGCAAUACCGCUGCUGAUAGAUCAAAGUGGUGUAACUAUUCGACAAGCACUGACUACUACAAUGAAGUGCCAAAUACUGGUGUCACUCGCGAGUACUGGUUCAAUGUUCAAGAUGGUGUUGCUUCACCUGAUGGAUUUUCAAGAUACGUUCAAACUAUCAAUGGAAGUAUCCCGGGACCAACCAUUAUUGCCGAUUGGGGUGAUAAUAUCGUGGUACAUGUGACAAACAGUCUCAGUACCAAUGGUUCAACUAUUCAUUUCCAUGGUAUCCAUCAAAAAAAUACCAAUCAAAACGACGGAGUUCCAUCAGUUACCCAAUGUCCUAUUGCAUAUGGAGAUACUUAUACCUACAGAUGGAGAGCUACUCAAUAUGGUUCAUCAUGGUAUCAUUCUCAUGUUGGACUUCAAGCAUGGGAAGGUGUUGCUGGUGGUAUUAUCAUCAAUGGUCCUGCCACAGCUAACUAUGACGAGGAUAAAGGAACGCUUAUGCUCAGUGAUUGGGGUCAUGAAACCGUUGAUGAGCUAUAUGAAAAAGUUCAAACCAUUGGUCCUCAAUCAAUGACUACAGGCCUUAUCAAUGGCACCAACGUUUUCGGAGCGGAUGGUGCUAGUAAUCAAACCGGUUCUCGUUUCUCAACUAGUGUUGAAUCAGGCAAAUCAUACAGAUUCCGUCUUGUAAAUAGUGCCAUCGAUACUCAGUUCAAGUUCUCAGUCGAUAGUCAUACUAUGACUGUUAUGGCGAUGGAUUUCGUUCCUAUUGUUCCGUAUCAAACUGAGAUUCUCAACAUUGCUAUUGGACAACGCUACGAUGUAGUUAUCACUGCAAACCAAGCAUCCGUCGCUUCCGAUUUUUUCAUUCGCGCCAUUCCCCAAUCUUCCUGCUCCGAAAAUGAUAACUCAGAUAAUAUCCGAGGUGUUCUUCACUAUGGUUCUUCAACCGGCCUCCCUACAACCACCGGCUACACUUUCACAGAUGAAUGUGUUGACGAACCUGUCUCCUCGCUCGUUCCGUACCUCCCAAAAACCGUUUCAGCCGCUUCGAAGAGUCCCGAAGAAGCAGUCACCGUUGCUCAGAAUUCCCAAAAACUUUUCAAAUGGUAUCUCAACAACUCUACUUUCCUCUCAGAAUGGGAAGAUCCAACUCUCCUCAUGGUUCAAAACAACAUCACCACAUUCGGGACACCGGAUAAUCUCGUCGCAGUCCCUAACGCGAAUGAAUGGAUCUACCUCGUUAUCCACAGCGCCCUCCCUGUUCCCCAUCCCAUCCAUCUUCACGGCCAUGACUUCUUCGUCGUCAGCCAGCAGGCCACCACAUUCGAUGCCACAACCGCCAUUUCCACAUACAAUCUUAACAACCCCCACGAAGAGACGUGGCCACAUUGCCAGGAGGUGGAUAUCUCCAUGGGAUUCGCAAUGCAGUUCUUGGAGCGCGCGAGCGAGAUUCCAAAACUGUUGGAUACUACGCAGUUGCAGGAUACGUGUACGGCGUGGAAUGGGCAUGCCGUUAUCCAGGAGGAUUCGGGAGUUUAG